UAUUUUUGAUUGGAUUUUCAUUCCAGGUUUAGCUCUUCGUCUGUUAAGUAUAUCAAUAUUAUCCGUGAUCCUAUAGAGAGGUUUACGUCACAGUAUUACUUCAAACGAUUUGGCGAUGGCAAAAAUGAUCAAAGCCAACGUCAGUUUAAAGGCACUGAAGAAGAAAAAUAUCAGACUAUAAAUGAAUGUGUCUUGAAGAAUAGACCAGAAUGCGGUACUAAGAAACUUCAGUACAUAAUCCCAUUUUUCUGUGGUCACAGUCCACAAUGCAGGUUGCCAGGUAGAACAACAUUAGAAAUGGCUAAGCUAAACGUAGAGCGUGAUUUUAUAGUGGUGGGAGUUCUGGAAGAGUUGGACGACACGUUUGCAGUCUUAGAAAAAAUGCUACCACGUUUUUUUACUGGAGCAGUGGAGUAUUUGAAAUCUCCAGAUACAUCUUCUGCAGGCAACACUUUUGCUCGUAAUCGGUCAGCAACCGUAACUAAGCACAAGGAGGUACCAUCGGACGAAGUGAGAACAAUACUUUUGAAGCAAAUGUCGUUGGAGUAUGAAUUCUACUACUACAUCAAGGACCGCUUUCAAAAACUCAAGAUUCAACUUGGAAUUGGUGAUAGCAAACAACGAUAAAUUUAACUACGGUCGAACCGUUAUUUCCAUAGCAUCGAAUUACAAUCUGUGAUUAAUUUUUUCAACCUAGGGUCAUACAAUC
Anneissia japonica is the source of this 709-nucleotide messenger RNA. RefSeq names its product uronyl 2-sulfotransferase-like. The transcript has 4 exons. Gene Ontology annotation, molecular function: sulfotransferase activity. Lineage: Eukaryota; Metazoa; Echinodermata; Crinoidea; Comatulida; Comatulidae. Gene Ontology annotation, cellular component: membrane. The annotation marks the transcript as partial. The record is from RefSeq and is a predicted model, not a curated record.